GGGCCGCAUUGCUGCGCGCGCGCUUCCUGUGAGGUCAGGUGGGAGGAAGCGGCCUGGGAGCCGCGGCCAGAGGACGGCGCCGGGGCCGGGAGUCGCACCUGCAGCCUUUUUGAGGUCUGAGGAAAGGUGCAGCCUAGCAGGGAUCCAGAGUUUCUGAGAGGAUGGUGCGGAUCUUGGCCAAUGGAGAAAUCGUGCAGGAUGACGACCCCCGCGUAAGGACCAGUACCCCGCCACAGAGUAGCACCCCUCGACAGAGUUUUUUCAAUAGGGGUCAUGGUGCUCCCCUGGGGGGUCCCGGCCCCCGGCAGCAACAGGGCGGGGCCAGGCUGGGUGCUGCUCAGUCUCCCUUCAAUGACCUCAACCGGCAGCUGGUGAACAUGGGCUUCCCUCAGUGGCAUCUUGGCAACCACGCCGUGGAGCCAGUGACCUCCAUUCUGCUCCUCUUCCUGCUCAUGAUGCUCGGCGUGCGUGGACUCCUGCUGGUGGGCCUCGUCUACCUGGUGUCCCACCUGAGCCAGCGGUGAUCUCUACCAGGGGGUCCAGUGUUGGGGGAGAAGGAGUUGCUAGGCCUUGGUGUGAGAGCAGGCGUGCGGGGAGGGGAUCUAGUGGUGCCUUGAAGGUGUACUCAGAGAACGUUUCCACACUGUGUUAAGGAUGAGGCAGACGGAGCCUCUAGUCCAGCAUUCCCAGAGUAUCAGGUGGAUGCCCUCCUUCCCUUGAGAUGUUUUUAGGUAGUAUUGAGCCUGCAUUAAGCACCUAGUCUGAGCAAGAAAGGGAUUCCCUUUCCAUUCUCUUCCAAUCCUUUUAUGCCAAGAAGACAGUCUGAGCUUGGUGCCAAUAUGUCUCAUGCCCCUGGAACACAUGCUGGCUUCUCCCAUGUCUAGGGAGCAGGCCUUGGGCCUAGGGCAGGCGGGAAGAGUUUCCAGACUUUUAUAGCCCUGUUUUGUUUUAACAGUAUAUUUUUAUUGACUAUCUUUUAUUUAUGACAGGUGGUACUGGCAUUCUGUUGUGGUGUUUUCAAUAAAUAAAUUUAAAACUGA
Pteropus alecto (black flying fox) is the source of this 1040-nucleotide messenger RNA. RefSeq names its product family with sequence similarity 241 member B (gene FAM241B). Bases 162 to 524 code for a protein of 120 amino acids. Gene Ontology annotation, cellular component: intracellular membrane-bounded organelle. The record is from RefSeq and is a predicted model, not a curated record. Lineage: Eukaryota; Metazoa; Chordata; Mammalia; Chiroptera; Pteropodidae. The transcript is spliced from 3 exons.